UUAUCUUCAGUUCUUCACCUUGACCCCUUUUAAGGUUUAUAAACCUCUUUCAACCAAAGAACCCAUUCUGCUCAACCAGAAGUAGACAACAGCUUGAAAGUUCAAAGCGAACACCAAAGCCACAUUUUUUCCCCCAAAUACAUAUGAAUGGCCCCUCUUUUCAGGCCUAGUAGCUCUCUCAAACGCAUGGCCUCUCGUUUUCUCACAUCCGUUCACUCUUUUCAUUCUCAUGGCCACUGUCAUUUCGCGCCCUCCUCUACUUGUGCCGUCGCUCGACCCUCCUUCAUACUUCUCAACAGCAGUCUUGUCUGUUCCAGAGCAAGUGAUAGGUUGAGCUUGAGGAAUGUUUCAACCAAGUUUAUGCAAUGGAAUGCUGUGGUUCCCAGAGCAUUUAUGUCAUCAACUGUCAGCAGCGAGGCUGUUCGUGAAAGUAAAGUUUCGAAAGAAUAUGGAUCAGAUCAGAUUCUGGUAUUGGAAGGUUUAGACCCGGUAAGGAAACGACCUGGAAUGUACAUAGGAAGCACUGGAUCCCGUGGUCUUCAUCAUCUGGUUUAUGAAAUCUUGGAUAAUGCCAUUGAUGAGGCACAAGCCGGAUUUGCUUCAAAAAUUGAUGUUAUUCUACUUGCAGAUAAUUCAGUGAGCAUAACAGACAAUGGGCGUGGAAUCCCAACUGAUUUACAUCCAACAACUAAAAAGUCUGCUUUGGAGACUGUCUUAACGGUUUUGCAUGCAGGUGGGAAGUUUGGUGGUUCAAGUAGCGGUUACAGUGUAUCGGGUGGUCUACAUGGUGUGGGUUUAUCAGUAGUUAAUGCGCUGUCUGAGGACCUUGAAGUUACUGUGUGGCGCGAUGGUAAGGAGUACAAGCAGAAAUAUUCCUGCGGAAGGCCUGUGACAAACUUAGUCUCUAACGAGCUUCCAUUUGAUAUGAGAGACCGUCAAGGGACUCGCAUACAUUUUUGGCCCGACAAACAAGAAAUAUUCACGACUGCUGUUGAGUAUGACUACAACACAAUUUCUGGAAGAAUUAGGGAGCUUGCUUUCCUCAAUCCUCAGGUCACAAUUGUACUUGAAAAGGAGGACACAGACCCAGAGAAGAGGUUGCAUAAUGAGUAUAACUAUGCUGGAGGAUUAGUGGAGUAUGUGAAAUGGCUUAAUGCCGAUAAGAAACCUCUUCAUGAUGUCGUGGGUUUUAGGCAAGAAGCUGAUGGAAUCUCAAUUGAUGUAGCACUUCAGUGGUGUGCAGAUGCAUAUUCAGAUACGUUAUUAGGAUAUGCCACCAGCAUUAGAACUGUGGAUGGUGGCACUCACAUUGACGGGGUGAAAGCAUCGUUAACUAGAACGCUCAACAACCUAGGAAAGAAGUCCAAAGUCAUUAAGGAAAAGGAUAUUAGCUUAAGUGGUGAGCACGUGAGAGAGGGAUUGACUUUUGUGUCAUCUCUGUCAAAGUUCCAAACCCAGAAUUUGAAGGACAGACAAAGGUAUACUACACGAUUAGGAAAUCCUGAGGUGAGGAAAGUGGUCGAUCAAUCUAUCCAAGAAUAUCUUACUGAGUACCUCGAGUUGCAUCCGGAUGUUCUUGAUGCGAUUCUUUUAAAGUCCCUCAAUGCUCUCAAGAAAGUGGUCGAUCAAUCUAUCCAAGAAUAUCUUACUGAGUACCUCGAGUUUCAUCCGGAUGCAGCACUAGCUGCAAAGAGGGCAAGGGAAUUGGUGAGACAAAAGAGCGUUUUGAAAUCAUCUUCCCUUCCUGGAAAGCUUGCUGAUUGUUCAUCUACAAAUCCUGAAGAAUCUGAGAUAUUCAUAGUUGAGGGUGACUCAGCUGGUGGGAGUGCCAAACAAGGCCGCGAUCGCCGGUUUCAGGCCGUGCUUCCUUUAAGGGGUAAAAUUCUCAACAUUGAGAGAAAGGAUGAAGCUGCUAUGUACAAAAAUGAAGAGAUUCAAAAUCUUAUUCUUGGUCUUGGACUUGGAGUGAAGGGUGAAGAUUUUAAUAAAGAUUCUCUACGUUAUCACAAAAUCAUAAUAUUAACCGAUGCUGAUGUUGACGGGGCUCACAUACGAACAUUGUUGUUGACCUUUUUCUUUCGCUAUCAGAGAGCUUUGUUCGACGAAGGGUGUAUCUAUGUUGGGGUCCCACCUCUAUAUAAGGUUGAGACGCGCAAGCGAGCAUAUUACUGUUACGAUGACCAUGAUCUCAAUCGCCAUAUACGUGAACUUUCUCCGAAUUCAUACACAAUUCAGAGGUUUAAAGGCUUGGGGGAGAUGAUGCCUGCACAGCUUUGGGAAACAACCUUGAAUCCCGAGACGAGAUUGCUGAAGCAAUUAAAAGUCGAGGAUGUUGCUGAGGCUAAUGUUGUCUUUUCGUCUCUCAUGGGAUCUCGAGUAAGUAAAAAAAAAAAUGUUGUU
Messenger RNA from Striga asiatica, 2400 nucleotides. The record is from the annotation of a GenBank genome assembly. NCBI's taxonomy places the organism in Eukaryota, Viridiplantae, Streptophyta, Magnoliopsida, Lamiales, Orobanchaceae.